Ostreobium quekettii is the source of this 921-nucleotide messenger RNA. The record is from the annotation of a GenBank genome assembly. Lineage: Eukaryota; Viridiplantae; Chlorophyta; Ulvophyceae; Bryopsidales; Ostreobiaceae.
AUGGACGUGUACCUGCCCCCGGAGGCGGUGCCCUUGACGCCCGAGAUGGAGGGCUACCGGGCUCGGGUGAUGGACUGCACCGCCCGGCCGGAGGAGCUGGACGAGCUGUACACGCUGCACGUGGGCCCGGCGAUUGUGGGCCACAUCAGGCCGGAGUUCGCGCGCAGGCUGGAGGAGUUCUCUGACGUGUUCGACGUGCGGUCGAAGGACGCCAGCGUCGUGAUGAGCCGGGAGCUCAGGACGCCGGAGGAGAGAACGAAGGCGAUGGCAGGUGUGCUGCGGGAGCUGAGGUCCCAGGGCGUAAUAACUGGCUGGAGGGACGAGCUGUAUCCGGUGGUGGAGGCUUUCCAUCAGACGCCUCUGAUGCUUGUGGAGAGGGCAGCAGUUCCCUAUUUGGGAGUAAGAGCAUACGGGGUGCACAUAAAUGGGUACACUGUCAGUGAGGAAGGGGAGGUGAAGAUGUGGGUGGCGAGGAGGAGCAAGACCAAACAAACCUGGCCAUCAAAGCUCGACCACAUUGUUGCUGGGGGUCAGCCCGUUGGGAUCAGCUGUGCAGACAACGUGAUCAAAGAAUGCCAGGAAGAGGCCAGCAUUCCUGAACCACUGGCACGGAAGGCCAAGCCUUGUGGGGCCGUGAGCUAUGUCUGCAUGCAACUGGCUGGGUUGAAGCGAGAUGUUCUCUUUGUGUACGACUUGGAGCUCCCGGCAGACUUCAAACCAAAGCCAGAAGAUGGGGAGGUUGAGGAAUUUAUGCUUUGGCCAAUCCCAAAGGUCGCUGAAGUUAUUCAGACCACCACAGAGUUUAAACCCAACUGUGCGCUUGUGGUCAUAGACUUCCUCAUACGGCAUGGCUACAUCAAACCUGACGAGCCAGGAUACUUGGACUUGUUCACCGGCCUGAGGAUCGGCCACUGUGCAUGA